Messenger RNA from Gordionus sp. m RMFG-2023, 3303 nucleotides. Its product is annotated as striatin-interacting protein 1 homolog. Bases 1 to 3174 code for a protein of 1057 amino acids. The record is from RefSeq and is a predicted model, not a curated record. Gene Ontology annotation, cellular component: cytosol. NCBI's taxonomy places the organism in Eukaryota, Metazoa, Nematomorpha, Gordioida, Chordodea, Parachordodidae. The transcript has 21 exons. Gene Ontology annotation, biological process: cytoskeleton organization.
AUGAUUGAUUUAGAAAAAGUUAAUCUUAGAAAUAAGGAAAGAAAUGAGAAUUUUGAAAAUUAUAAUGAGUCUCCUGAAAUAAAAUAUCUUUAUCGAGAUUCAGAUAAUUAUAUUCAGGAGAUAUCUGAAUUAUAUACAUAUAGUGAAGAAAGUGAAUAUAAAAAGAAUAAAGAAUAUUUUUAUGAAUACUUUGGAAACAAAAAAUGGCUUACAUCAAAAUUGCUUGAAAAAGAUCAAUUUUUACACUUUAUUUUAGAUAAACUUGAACAAAAGGAUGACCAAAAUGAAAUUAAAAUAUUAAGAUCAUUACUAUAUUUAUGUCAAGGAAAUUUUGAUGAGUGCAGAACUUCUAAUGAUUUAGUUGCCUCACUAAAGUACAAUAGUGUUUUACUAUAUAAAAGAGGGCUAUUUUGCUCAUUGAUUAAAAUUCUCUUCUAUGAAAUCCAAAAAGAUCCCAAAUACUUUGACAAUGAUUGUCACUUGGAAACAAACCAGUAUCUUAGAAUUGUGCUAUCAAUUCUUUAUUCUAUUUUGGAAACCUUGAGAAGCAUAGAUAAUAAUGAUACAGAAUAUAUUGACCAACGCAAAAAUUUUUUAGAAAAUAUUAUAAAUAACCAUAUUUCUGAUAAUGAAAACUCAUUAGUGGUCUGCUUAUUUACUUUGCUCAACAAGUUUUGCAGUAUUUCAUCACCUCAUAUCCCAGUCCGUAAAGUUUUGUUAUUACUCUGGAAAAUAAUAUUAUUUGUAACAGAUGGCACCACAAAUUACACUUCCUUAAAACGCUCCAAGGCCAUAAAAUUAGGCAUUUCCGAAAAUUAUCUCCCAUUUUGCGGUGAAUCACCCCAAAACGCCUCAAGUAUAUCCUGCCUCAUAAGUGCUUUCCAUUUCGACGGCCCUCCUUUCCCAUUUUCGUUGUUAGCCUCUCGACGGCCCCCAACCUGCCGAUUUGACAAGGUGCCUAGUAGAGGACCCCUCUCGAAAACGGCCAAGAUUGAUUCGGCAAUCGAAAAGGAUGAUAUUAUGAAUGAAAUCAACGACCAGGCCGACGCGAGCAUCGACCUAAACGCGUCACUAAGUAUCGAUUUUGACGAGCCGAGCUUUGGCUUGAAUGACAUCGACUCUGACGUUGUUAGAACUUUGACCCGUUCCAAAGUGGUGAACGUGAGCAAGGGAAAGGGAUUCGCUUUCGAAGAGGAACUCGCAAAUGAUAUCCCUAAAUUGGGGAGAGAAGGUUUCGCCUCAUCAAUGGUAAACUUUAUCGAUCUGGACAAAUCCGAUCAAACCUUUUUGAACAACAAAGGAUCGGGUAUUUUUGAUGAUAUCAAUAAUGACAACGUGGAUGAUGAAAGUAUCGACGAAUCGAACGAAGACGAGAUGACAAUCAUAUUGGAUGAAAAGGAGCCAUUGAUAGCAGCUAACCAACCUAAAGACUCUAUAGAAAACGCAUUUAAUCUGUCAAAGCAAAUCGAAUCGGGUACACCCUUUCACUUUACCCGCAAAACUGAUGAUUUACCCUACACACCUCAUAAUAUCAGUCAAUUACACGUUCUCGAUGACGCCGCGAAACACUCGGAGAUCCAAAUCCCUGAUUUAGCGUCCUUGAAUGACAAAAAAUUGCCCUGGAAAUCUAAAGUCAGGAAUAGCGAUAUUUUGGAGUUCUUAAAUAAAUCCAGACACAAAUUUUUGGGCUUCACUUUACCGAACGAUUCAACUACUUUGACCGGAUUACCCAGGCCUAUACACGAGAGUUAUCAAACACUCAAAAAUCAUUUAUACAUCCCUAUAUCUGAAAUCGAGAUUGAAUUGGAAAACAAACGUUCCUUGUAUCCUUACACUUUUAAGGAAAAACUUGUACCGCAGACAAUCGCCGAAAUGAUGUACGAGAGUCUUUUGCCGAAUAUGACAGCUUAUUUGGUGAGUUUAUUAAAAAUUUUGCUGGCGGCAUCACCCACCUCCAAGGCUAAAACUGAAUCUAUCAAUAUAAAAAAUGACGUUUUGCCUAAAGAGAUAAACGCUAAGUCUCAGAAUGAAUUGCUUUUAUUGGAGUCCGAUAUCAAGAGGCACAAAUCGAUAGUAGCGAAGACAGUUAGCGGAAUACUGUUUCUUUUGUUGAAGCACUUCAAAGUCAACCACAUUUAUCAGUUUGAAUACUGUUGUCAGUUAUUAUCAAGUGCCAAUUGCGUGCCUUUAAUUCUGAAAUACUUUAAUCAAGACAUACAUCAACACAUAACUAUCGACAAGGACCACCCAUAUAUGAAGUUUCCUAAUUACGUGCUGAAUAAUUCAUGCGAUAGAAACAGCUUGCGAGAAUUUCUAGAUAGUAUCGAAGACAUGUCAUCCAUGCCAAUUUAUCAUAACAAAGCUCAAUCUUAUAGCAAAGGCGAAUAUAGUUGGGCUAAUUUGUUUACUUGUAUCAACUUGGCACGAAUUUUGAAUAUGCUGAUCAAGGGAAAACAGACUCGUAUAAUGAUGUUAGUGGUAUUUGGUUCCGCCCCGAUCCUUAGAAAAGCGCUCAAGGUCAAAGAAAUAACUCUACAGUAUUACUUGCUAAAACUGCUCAAAUUGCAAAUGAAAUAUUUAGGGAGACAAUGGAGGAAAAAUAAUAUGAGGAUCGUGAGCGCGAUUUAUCAAUGCGUGAGGCAUCACCUCAACGACGAUUGGGCUUAUGGCAAUUAUAACGAGAUUAAACCUCGGGAUUUCCAUUCGGACGAAGCUCCAUUGAAAGUUGUUAUCGAAAAAUUUCAUCUCAGAAGGUACCCCUAUCUUUUCGAUUCCGAUAACACUAGCAAUAAGCCCAUUUUUAACAUAAAAAAUGGGUUGAAUGACAAAGAACACGCGAACGAUAACAGGGAGCACAUUUCUAAAUUGGUAAACGAGCAUUGCGGCGAAAUGAGGAUCAACACUGACGAUAAAAGUCAAAUCGUGCUGAAUAACUUAUCGGAACUUAUAAAUAAGAUGAAGGUAAAUAAGGAUGUUGUACUCACUAACCCCCAAGCUAGCUAUAUCAAAGGAUCUCAUAGAUACGAUGACGAUGCCGUAAACAUUUUCGACACUUUGAAAGCCGUCGAAGAUAUAGAACUAACCUCCAAUUUCAAGAAAAAUUACGAAAAAUGGUUGGAAAGGGAGGUAUUUGGCAUGAGAAUAGAAUGGGACAAACUUUUGGAUGAUAACUAAUCUUCCUUACAACGAAAAUAUAUAAUCCUUUAUAUAAAAUUAUCACUGUAUUUUUAAAGAUUUACAAUUGUGGUUCAUAUAAAAUUGCCUAUUCUUCGUCCUAAUAACUUUAUAAAUAACGAUACUUUU